ACACCCUUCCGGUUUCGUCACCUCAGAGAUGGCGUUCGAGUCCCUCGUCUUCAUGAGCCUUUUGGCCUUUGCUAUCUCGUGUAAUGCUGCUACGACUGCUUCCCCCUCCGCGAUUGCAUCCAGUUACUCGCUAACGACCAGUACCUCUCUGCCGUUCCCGACUGCUACGCUAUCCUCUUCCUCUGCCGAGUCGUACAUGAAGUCCUCGUGGCCUCUCAAUGACGACAAGAUAGAUUUCGGUGCUGACGACCUCUCCUUUGUGUCCGAUCCUUUCCCGGACAGCUCCUCGGACUCGAAUUCGCCUGUCCUGCAAGUCACCUACCCUGCAGGCAGCUACUCUCAUGGCACAGGUGGUGCCCAGUUUACGGCACUUUGGAAUCCUUCAAGUGGCGACAAGUUCAAAUCGAUGCUCCUGACCUACGAGCUCGCGUUUGACACCGACUUCGACUUCGUCAAGGGCGGCAAGCUGCCCGGCAUCAGAGGUGGCCCGGAAGAGAAUUGGUGUUCCGGUGGUAAUGUCGCGAAUGGUUCUAACUGCUUUAGCAGUAGGGUGAUGUGGAGAACGGACGGAGAGGGCGAAGUGUACUCAUACUUCCUGCUGCCCGACGGCUUGUGUGACAACAGUAACUACAUCUGUAACCAGGACAAUUACGGCACAAGCAUUGACCGUGGUUCCUUCAGCUUUGUGACUGGACAGUGGAACCGCGUCACAAUGCUUGUUCGCUUGAACGAUCCUGUUGACACUGCCAAUGGUCAAGUGCAACUUUACUACAAUAACGUGGAGGCCAUCGACCAGAGUAUUCUGCAGUAUCGCAAUAGCUCCAAAGUCUACAUCAGCGGCUUCUACUUCUCGACGUUCUUCGGAGGGAGCGACUCGUCUUGGGCGACGCCUAAUGAAGUACACACGUAUUUCCGCAACGUCCAGAUGUGGGCUAGCACAGAGGCCGCCUAAGCUGGCACUAACAGACUGCAAUGCGCUGUGUCCGCUUCCUGGUAUUCUGGUCACCUCGCCGUAUUAGGCACGAGGGGAAGUGCAAGGAACAGCCUUUAGGGUGCUGUUUUUUUUCUUUGCUAUAACUUAUGUGGUAUAUGGUAUGCACCUAUACUCUGCUAUCCAUCACUAGUAUGUUGUCUAUUCGAUCUGAUCCGAGUUUGCUUCGUGACCGUGAUGCCAUGUACUGUACAUCGAAUAGUAACGUCAUUCGUUCUCAUUC
This is a messenger RNA of Postia placenta MAD-698-R-SB12, 1214 nucleotides long. Its product is annotated as polysaccharide lyase family 14 protein. Lineage: Eukaryota; Fungi; Basidiomycota; Agaricomycetes; Polyporales; Adustoporiaceae. The transcript is spliced from 7 exons. Bases 29 to 952 code for a protein of 307 amino acids. The record is from RefSeq and is a predicted model, not a curated record.